Molecule: messenger RNA, 1960 nt
Organism: Ostreococcus lucimarinus CCE9901
Lineage: Eukaryota; Viridiplantae; Chlorophyta; Mamiellophyceae; Mamiellales; Bathycoccaceae
Exons: 1
Coding region: 268-1872 (534 amino acids)
Biological process (GO): regulation of stomatal closure; cellular response to calcium ion; de-etiolation
Source: RefSeq, a predicted model, not a curated record
CGCGACGAACGCGCGCGAGUCGCGGGCGCGACGACGGCGACGGCGACAAUGCGCGCGAUGGCGUCCGCGGCGACCGCGCGAACGGGACGCGCGACGCGGUGUGGACGCGCGAGCGCGGACCGCGGACGCGCGAUCGGACGCGCGCGCGCGACGACGACGGCGCGCGGCGCGCGGACGACGCGAACGCGGGCGACGGGCGACGCGGGCGAGACGAUCGCGGACGUCGUGGACGUCGCGGACGGGACGAACGCGGCGGCGACGCGCGCGAUGGACGUCGUGGGGGACGCGGCGGAGGACCUCGGGGACGUCGUGGCGGGCGGGAUGGAUAAGCUCAAGAGCGGGGACUUCGCGAGCGCGUUCAAGGCGCCGGAGGGGAUGGAAAACGUUGAGAUUCCGGACUUUAAGGCGAAGAUGGGUGAAUUUAAACUUCCCGAAGCGCCGAAGUUCGAAGCGCCGAGCGUGGACGUGGGGGCGUUUAAGACGCCAGAGCUGCCGAAAUUCGACGCGCAGGUUGAGGUGCCGGAGAUUGAUUUCAGUGGCGCCACGAACGCGAUGAACGCGGGUAAAGCCUCGCUCGACGGGCAGCUCAAGGGUGCGACGAGCGCGAUGAAUGCGGGUAAAGCCUCGCUCGAUGUGCAGCUCAAGGGCGCGACCGACGCGCUGAGCGCGGGUAAAGCCUCGCUCGAUGUGCAGCUCAAGGGCGCGACGGACGCGGCAAACGCGCUUCAGUCUGGCGUGACGACGAGCGUGAACGAUAGCAUUCAGGGUGCGUUUAGUGCCUUCAAGGGCGUGCUGCCCGACGAGUUUGCCAAGCUUGUAGACUUGGCCAAGGAAGACACCGAUGUCGCCAUUGCGCUCGGCGUCUUUGCGCUCUUCGUGCCGACGCUCGCCGGCGGGGCGGUGAACAAGGCUCGCGGCUACGCCGGCACGAGACGGCCGGCGUUUAUCAACGACGAGCUCGAAAAGAACAAACGAGCAUUCCUCAUCGAUACUCGCUCGUUCGAAGAUCGCAAAGUGGACGGGGUUCCGGAUUUAAGAAAGGGUGCGCGCGACAAGGGUGCCGCGGUUCCCGUGGAGGAAUUGGACGCUCUCACUCGACGAGUCACUGCGAACCCGCGUGAGGUUGAGUUGCAAAUCGCCGGCGAGCGCGUGCUGAAGCUCACCAAACGUGGUGCACAAAUCUACUUUAUGGGUCCGGAUGCGGCGGCGCUCGCAAAGGUUGUGACCGCGAUGGGUGGACGCAAGUGCUUCACGGUGGAAGGUAACUUUGACGCGUGGAGAUCGACUGGCUUAAAAAUUCGUCGUAACCCGUCGUAUGACAAGAACAUCCUCGAUAAGGCGAGCGAAGAGACGGCCGAGUUGGCGCGAUCGGGCUCGCAGUUUGUUCAAACGCGAGUGGGUACCGUGAGGGCUACCGUCUCGUCCGGUUACAAGACGUCGACUCCGGUGCAGAAAGGCGCCGUCGCGGUUGGUUUCGUCGCAUUGGCGUACGCAGCGGUCGAAUGGGAAAAGACUUUGGCCUUCAUUGGUUUCUUAGGUCUCUUUUGGUCGCUCUACAACAAGCUGACGAGCUAUGAAUCUCCCGGGGAGUUGUUUGCGGAUGCUUCAAAGGUUUUCACUCCUGCAGUUGCCACAGUUGGUCGAGCGGCUUCGUCCGCUGUGAUGGACGUCGAAGAGGAAGAGGACGAAUCUCCGAUGACCAUCGAACUCCCGACGCUCGCCGAGAUGUCUGUUCCGGAGGCAGAAGGCGACCAAGAAGUGGAAGAAGCUGAAGAGCAGGAAGACGAAGUCGAGGCUACGGCGGAGCCCGAGAUCGAGCAACCGGAAGCGGAUGUCGAAGCCGAGGAAGAAAAACGCGAGGAAGAAGAAUAAGCGCGCCGUCUCGCAGACGCGAACGACGUCAACGCAAGCAAACAAAAGCAAAACGGUAUAGCCCGCAACCACGCGCUCGUUGUAAUUA